UCUUUCUUACACAUUUGCAAAAAUGUCUAACUGCAAAUUGCCUAUACAUGGUUCUCACACAAAACGACGGAGGAGUGAGACAUCAUAUUCAUCUAUCAUAUCUUUGCUGCAAGCAGGACUUUUUGUACAGUUUGUUCUCACUGCCUAGCGUUAGCUAGCUUUUCUCUCCAUGGUACCUCAAUAUCAGUACUCGUUUCUGCUCAGGUAGCACCAGCAGCCAGAUGUUUCAGAUGCUGUGGGUUUGAGAACGGCUGUGGAUAGCUACCCGAGCAGUUAAGAAACACAGACAAACGAUGCUAACAGCUCCCAUUACACCGUGGCCAAAGGCAUGUCACAUUUGACCUGGCCGUUGCUGUGCGACUAGCUAAAAUUAGCUAGCUACCGACCGUUAGCUCAAAUGCAGUUGCCUAGUAGGAGCGAUAUGCCCAUAAAGUUAAACUGGCAGUUAAAGAAAAAAUUACGAAAAUAAAAAAUAACACAAACAGUUCUGAAAACGACCAGGUUUAACUGCCACAGUAUUUACAAAAACAUUUCGGCGGACUUAUCAACUGUUUCCAUCGUCGUUUGGAGAGGGUUAACGGCAGUGCCAGUUGUUGGGAACAUAACUGCAGUAGCAGCCGGUCAACAGUCAGCUAUGCUAUUACUGUUCAGUUCUACACGCCUACUCGGAAGAGGGAAAACUUUGCUCCGUUAUCCGGUUAAUAGGAUUUGCGUCAACAUGUCGUCCUCCUCUCCUUCGGGUAAGAGACUGCGGGUUCUGGUUGACAUGGACGGGGUCUUGGCAGACUUCGAGGGGGGUUUCUUAAAGAAGUACCGGGCCCGGUACCCGGAAGAUCCCUACAUCACCCUGGACGACAGGAGAGGGUUUUGGGUGUCAACGCAGUACGGGCAGCUGAGGAGUGACCUGUGUGACAAAGCCAUCAGUAUCUGGGAGUCCAAAGACUUCUUCAUAGAACUGGAGCCGCUGCCAGGAGGAGUGGAGGCGGUCAAGGAGAUGGCCAAGAUGGAUAACACAGAUGUCUUUAUCUGCACCAGCCCUAUCCAACAUUACAAGCACUGCCCGUAUGAGAAGUAUGCCUGGGUAGAGAAGCAUUUUGGCCAUGACUUUCUGGAGCGGGUAAUCCUGACCAGAGACAAGACUGUAAUCUCCGGAGACCUCCUGAUAGACGACAAGCCUGACAUUCUAGGCGUGGAGCCCAAACCAACGUGGGAGCACAUCCUGUUCACCGCCUGCCACAACAAGCAUCUGUCCCUCAGCCCCCCACAGAGACGACUCCUGUCCUGGUCGGACGACUGGAGGGCCAUCCUGGACAGCAAAAGAAAGUGAGGGAACUGCAUCACCCACAAGCACCAGCUUCCCUGGCUUCCUGGUUAGUGGACGAGUUUGGGGAGGAGGGGUCACCAGAGACAACGUCCUCGCCACACCGGUGGGUUUCGGGGCUCGUCUGGCAGAUUUAAUUUCUGAAAGGAAGGAGGGUAAAAUAUUAAAAGAGGGUAUGUUCAGACACAUUCACAAUAUCAUACAGGUUGGAUUUUUUUCACUCUGCUGUGGAUGGACAUUCACUUGUUCAACCACAAGGGGGCACUCUGAGACUGAGUGUGACAGGAUCCACCUUCCCCCAACUUCACUGAAGAAACUGUGACAGCAGAACGUUGAAUUUAAAAUGGUGAGUAACAGGGCACAUAGAAGUUGUUGUGAGCUGCUCUGUGUCUGCAUAAUAUUUUUGGGAAAUGUAUUGUUAGGAUUUUCUUUUUUCUCUUCCUCAUUAAACUCAGGAUUUUAUUUUGGAAACACUGGGGCUUUUUAUCUGUGGUCUUGAAGAUAUGAUGAUAAUCAUUUUAUUACAGUUAACAUAGAUGAAAGAAACAAUUAUUCACCACAAUUUGCCACUGUAUCUAACCAAAAAAAAGGAAUAGGCUGAAGGCUUAAAGUACAAUUCUAGAAUUUUCUUUUACAGUUUGCAUUUUAUUCAACUUACUUCUUAAGCUUUUAUUAAUUUAAUUUUAGAGCUUUUUCAUCAUUAGGUUGAUUCCAUAAUUUAACCCCCAAAACUGAAACACAUUUAUCAUCUAUCUUAGUCCUCACAAAGAUAAGAGGUUUCAAAGAUAGAAAAUCGUCUUAAAUUAUAAUAACCUUCACUUAUUUAAAAAAAGAAAAGAAAAUCAAUAUAAAUGAAUACAGACUGGAAGGCCAUUGUUCACAACUUGAAAAAUUAUUUCCAAGGUUUUUAAAUAUACAAGAUCUGGUCUUAACAAAAGGCAUACCACUAUUUGACAUUAAUUUGUUAAUUGGCCCUAAUUUAUGAUACCUAUGAUCUAAGCGCACGGCGUGAAGCACCUGGCGUAGGUGUGUUUAGGGCAUGUCCGAAUCCACUUAUGCUGGUUUAACAGCGGGAAAAAUAGGGUCCGUGCGCCAGCUGCAUGGUUCAAAAGGGUUGUAAUUAGUGUCUUAAUUAAUUCAUAAGUGUGUUUUGGGCGUUACUUGCAAUAAACCAAUCAGUGUCAUCUCCCAUUCCCUUUUAAAGCCAGGUGCGUUUGCACGUUGGCACAUUGCUAUUACAAUGGCAGAUUUGCACCGUCAUAUUUCUUUUAUAUGUCUUUGGAGUGUGUGUGCUGUUGCGAGUCCCUGUGUGUGUGUGUGUGUGUAACAAGCAUAGUGUGCGCGCGCUGUGCAUAAGCCUGGCACAUUUUACCGAUGCGCUGUUAAAUUAACAAUGAAAUGCUGCGCUAUUGAAUAUAGACUAGCUUUUUGUUGGUCGGUGGCACUUUUCACUGUUUCAAAAUAAUACGCCAAGAAUUCACCUGAACACACCUCCCUGUGGGACCAGUCGCCCAUGGGUGCAAAGAUGGGCGCAGGUGUAUUUGCUAUUUAAACAACAUGGCAAAAAUAGCAAAGACACUUGCGUCGGACUUUGAGCCGCGCUGCGCCGGGUGCUAGAUAGGGCCGAAUGUGUUAGUAGUGAUUUACUCACAACAACAGGGGACAUCACUACACACUCCUUGAGUCGUAGGCACUGGCAAGAAGGUGCAAUACAUAUGCGUGCUGUAAGAGAGGGACCUGGACUUACAGAUGCUGCAACGGUUAUGUCAGGUCUUCAUUUAACAAGUACUUUUUGAGGGAGUACUGCCAUGUGACUUGGAUCACCGAGUACCACUGUCAUGUAAAUGCCGAUAUACAUACACACACGCACAAAGAUAUCUCUUAAGGUUGGUAAAGAGCAGAUAUGGUGCUUAGUCCUAUGUUUUUUUUUUGUUUUGUUUUUUACAUAUUUCAUCUUUUUCACAAUGAUCUAUGCAUCUUAACUGAUACACCAAUAGGAAAACCAUAGAAUUGCACGCAUACAUAACACGUUGCCAAAACCAUCCACUAGUGUUGGAAAUAUAUUAAAAUGAGUCACUGAAAAAUAUUUAAAGAAAUAGUUUAUUGGGGGUUUUAAUGAAUUUAAGACUUAAUUUCUUGAUGUCAUGAAUGAGCUAAAACCCAAACCACAGGGAUGAUUAAUCUGUACUCUCAUAUUCUUGUUUUUACACACAGCCGGUGUCUGUAAACGUUGAACUUAGUUUUGAACACAUCAUAUUUUUUUAAUUUGUGGGUCAAGCUCUUUUUCAGGGCUUAAUGUUAAGACAUUCAACAGGAAGUUUCCUCAAUUAUUCAAAAGCCAAUAUAUACUGAACAAAUGCAACACUUUUGUUUUGGCCCCCAUUUUUCAUGAGCUGAACUCAAAGAGCUGAGACUUUUUCUAUGUACAUAAAAGGAUUAUUUCUCUCAAAUAUUGUUCACAAAUCUGUUAGUGAGCAUUCAAUGGCGUCUGGCACUUUGGAGAGGUACACGAAUGAACCCUAACACCAGAUACUGAAUACUUUUCGGUCACCCUCCGCCCCCCCAUACAGUAAAACUGCACAUUAUAGAGUGGCCUUUUAUUGUGGCCAGCCUGAGGCACACCUGUGCAAUAAUCCCGCUGUCUAGUCAGCAUCUUGAUAUGCUACACCUGUGAGGUGGAUGGAUUAUCUCGGCAAAGGAGAAGUGCUCACUAACACAGAUAUUUGAGAUAAAUAAGCCCUAUAUGUACAUAGAAAAAGUCUCAUAUCUUUGAGUUUAGCUCAUGAAAAAUAGGGGCAAAAACAAAAGUGUUGCGUUUAUAAUUUUGUUCAGUGUAGCAUCUGUUUUAAGGCAAACUAGUCACCACAUUUGUAUAAGUAGUGCUCAAGAUCUACGCCAUUUAAUAUGAGAUCUGUGUCACAAUUCACUUAUACAGUACCUAUUCUUAUAUUUUCUCUUUGUUGGUUGUUCACAUAAACACAUUGCAUCCAAUUUAAACCAGGUUAUUGGGUUAAUGAAACCUCCACAACACAAUAGAAGCUAUCUGUAUUUAAUUUACCAUGUCAUUUGUACUGUAUAUGUAUGAAAAUAGAUAUACAUUAUCGGACAUACACGAUAUCCACAUUUUGUGUAGCAAGGUAACAUUUGAGAAAAAAAAAAUCAAUUGCUUUGUUAUUCACGGUCAUUUAAGACAUGCUGUAAGUACGUUUGAAUCCACUUUGGCUAUUUUUGGCAGGUCAGUUACAAAUGUGCCUGUUGCUGCUAAUGUGCUUUUUAAGAACAAAGUGGUGGAUGCUGAACAUGUGUUAUGUACUUAGUGCUGUGGUAAUGUGCCUAGUCUAAAAAUGUUUAUUUCUCUCCAAUAUAUGUGUUUUUAUUUCACACACACAAAAAAAAAAAGGUUCAACAGGAUGACCAAGGUGAUUUCAAUGGUCCUCUUUUUUUGCGUGCAAUUAAAGGUACAUUUUAAUUUUC
Messenger RNA from Etheostoma spectabile (orangethroat darter), 4795 nucleotides. RefSeq names its product 5',3'-nucleotidase, mitochondrial (gene nt5m). Bases 635 to 1327 code for a protein of 230 amino acids. The transcript has 5 exons. The record is from RefSeq and is a predicted model, not a curated record. Lineage: Eukaryota; Metazoa; Chordata; Actinopteri; Perciformes; Percidae. Gene Ontology annotation, cellular component: mitochondrion. Gene Ontology annotation, molecular function: 5'-nucleotidase activity. Gene Ontology annotation, biological process: pyrimidine deoxyribonucleotide catabolic process.